Molecule: messenger RNA, 1309 nt
Organism: Nilaparvata lugens (brown planthopper)
Lineage: Eukaryota; Metazoa; Arthropoda; Insecta; Hemiptera; Delphacidae
Exons: 5
Coding region: 182-1030 (282 amino acids)
Molecular function (GO): acyltransferase activity, transferring groups other than amino-acyl groups
Source: RefSeq, a predicted model, not a curated record
GUUUUAUCAACAAGAACAAGAGCUCAUGCUGUGAGAUAGAACAAGAGGUCAUCGUUGAUAGCGGGAGAUGUUUGACCUUGACAGUGUGGCCGAAUCAGUUGGAAUGCCGCUAACCUGACCACAGUUUCAAUACUAAGUUUGAGUUUGAGCUCUCCUCUCCUCUCACAUCACGCUGCGCAAAAUGGUGGGUGAUCCUCUCAUCGAACUUCCUGAGGAAGAACUUAAUUUCUACUGUGAGGAAGUGCUGAAAAAAGACUGGCCCAACACUAUUCAUGUCUACUAUUUCAUCAAAACAUCAUUAGAAUGGCGAAGAAAGAAGAAUUUGAAAAUACAAUUAUUAGCCACGAAAAAUUGUUUGAGUGAUGGGACAUUUAUAGGAGUAAAAUACUCUGACAAUGGUAGCAGUAUGAUUGUUAUGUACACUCUCAACGACGAUGCACUGGAAAAUGCUCUGAAAACAAGUAUGAAAAUUGACUGGAGUAGAAGACCCGUUCUGGAGGCGAUACUUGACAGGCAUAUUGGUGUAGUGAAACGGUCAAUAGCAGCAAGAGGCAUCAUUUCAAAACCUUACUCAUUCAGUGGCAUAUAUUACAUGGAUAUACAACAAGCUGCUAACAUUGAGAUUCCGCCGACAGAAGAAGUGAGAAUUGAGCCGGUGACAGAUGGCAAGGACUUGGAGUACAUCUACAGUGUGUGGGCACACAACGACAUCUACAGUUACGGCGAGCUGUUGGACUCGGCGCUGCUGGGUGGCUCGUAUGGAGUCUUCUCCAGGGAGAACGGUCUGCUGCUGUCGUGGGUGAUGGUGACCCAUUACGGCGGGGUGGGGGUGUUGCAGUCGCGGGGGGAGCACCUGCGCAAAGGCUAUGCGUCGCUGGCCACACGCACACUCACCAAGGCCAUGGCUGGUUGCGGCAUCUCGCCGCACGCUUGCAUCAUGGACAACAACGCACGCUCAAGAGCCUUCUUCGAGAAAAUCGGAUACAGCAGAGUGGCCGGUAUACAGUACCUCACAACACAGCCCAUGUGAUUGAUGCCCUAGUAAGCCAGUUACACACACAUCGAUUUUGGACGUACGAUUUUUUGCCGUACUUAUAAAUUCUACCAGCAGAUUGAAUGGAAUUUGACAAACAUAUGAUCACAUCAUAUAUUUUAUAUUCAAUCCAAUAGAAUUUAUAAGGACGGCAAAAAAUCGUACGUCCAAAAAUCGAUGUGUGUGUAACGAGACUUAUACUACAGUAUUAUCUAUACAAAAUCCUGUACAAAUUUCUGUUUAAAUCGUGAUAUUAAUAAAAGUAUGUAUAACUCA